CUUCCCGUUGUUUUGUUUACUCCAGGCCUUGUCUAUAUCAGUCAAUCGAAUUCAAUUCCUUUUCUCUCAUAAAGGCAUCUUAGCGCAAUCGAUUUGAAGCUCAUCCACAUUAUCAUCCACUCUGCAAGCUACUCACGUUCCUGAAUUUGAUCAGUUGAACGAUAAUACAAAAAUGGAGCAUCCAGUCAAGGAAAUUGGCGGCGUUAUCAAGUCGCUCACUCAGGGCAGCCCAGAUGUCCAAGAGUCGACUCUGAGAGAAUACUUUCUCCCCAAUGCCUCGUUCUCGCAUCCAUACUGCCGUGUUCCUUCUAUAUCGAAGGGACAAAUCCCUUUGGCGGGAGGUCUUGAGUCGAUCCAGUUAAUACUGGCCAUCUAUCGAUGGUAUCGUACUUUGAGUCCACACAUUGACCUCAAGGUCGAUUCAGCAGCAUUUGAUCAGAAGAGCGGUCUUCUAUAUGUCUCCAUCCGCCAGACAUUUGCGCUCUGGUUCAUCCCUCUGUACAAAGCACCGGUGAAGCUUGUAUCUGUUCUACAGCUUACACAACUCUCACCCGAGUCAUCAUCAGAGGAUGAAGGACCAAUGGAUAGCAAGCCGCGUCGACAAAAUCCCCGCUAUUACAUCGCCAGUCAAGAAGAUCUUUAUCCUGUCAAUGACUGUAUUCAAUUUCUGUGCCCUGGUCUUGGUCCCUUCUUGUGGACCAUUUGGCAGCUCUACAGCACUUGGCUGUGCGUGAUGGGAUCUUUGUUGUUUCUGCCUGUUUACUUUCUGCUCAACGGCACGCCGUCGAAGACGAAGAAAAGAAUUCCCAAGUUUUAGCUUGGAUUAUUUGGCCGGUUUGAGAGAAGGAAUUUUGUUUUGGGGGAUUUCAUGAAAUACGCCUUAUGACACGACUAAUGACGGCGUAUUGAGCUAUUGUAAUGGGUUUGGGAUAAUGAUGUGCACACGGGCGUUUUUGUUUAGGUUAUCUUCGUAGAUACUCGUGAAGCUCAUGAGCUACUGGAAAGUAAUGAAAGCAUUUGCUUCCGCGAAAAA
Fusarium oxysporum Fo47 is the source of this 1033-nucleotide messenger RNA. RefSeq lists its product as uncharacterized. The transcript has 3 exons. Bases 173 to 817 code for a protein of 214 amino acids. The record is from RefSeq and is a predicted model, not a curated record. NCBI's taxonomy places the organism in Eukaryota, Fungi, Ascomycota, Sordariomycetes, Hypocreales, Nectriaceae.